CGUUGGUUUGGUUGCUCCUGCUCUUGCUGUUGAGUUGCUGUUGCCGUUGCCGUUGCCACAACCGUUCCUGCCUCACGGAAUGAUUUGCUUUUUUGUGUUUGAUCCUCCCUGCCUGCGACCCUGACUUGGUUACAGCAACUCUGAACCCUCUACGACCUCUCAUUUCUACUACACCUUCGCUUCUGUCUCUGUCUGGGGUUUCCUGCAGUUCCUAAUUCAUUUCUCAAACUCGCCUUCAUCCUGGCACAUUGUUGUCACCCACGGCCAUUUCCUUCUUGACUUGUUCCACCUGGUCGACUCCGUUCUUGUCCGUCGUCUCAGACCAGAACCUUUUUUCUUUCUCUCCCAAUUGGCCUGUCUUUCGUUUGAAACCUUUUCGGCUCUUUCUUAUUAGUACUCACCACUGCCCCUCCUGGACGCUUGUCUUCCUCGGUACUACUGUGGUUGUCGUCUGAAUCACCUCACCCACAGCAAAAGACCCGAGUCAUAGAGUCCUUGACCCUAGUCCUCUCCGCAACAUCAUCCUUGACCCCGGAAUCCACCGCAUCCCAUUCUCUGAACACGUCCGAUGACGGGUUGAACCUUGCCUCUUCGAGGAGGACUAACGUCCCUACAUCCCUAGCCGGAUAUCCUGCUGCCUAAAGAGCUCUCCAGCCUCUACCUGGUUAACAUCUCUCCUACGACUCGACUUCAACACGUUGGCGGUCUAGUCUUGACCACGCCACCGCCGCCCGGUCUGUCCCAGAUAGUCAGUCACCGCAACCAACAAGGGCGGACACAUUGUCUGGCCUGACUGGGUCACGAGAAUAGGAGCAUUGUCAUCAGGACUGCAAUCACCACUGAGAUGUCUCGGUCUCUGUGAGUUAUAUUCGGUCAGACUCAUCUCCGCCUGUUUUCAUUGACCGGACCAAAUCAACUGCCUCUCCUCACCUCCAUCGACACUCUUUACUGGUUCUCUAGGUCUGACAGUAACCAACGCUACCAGCCAUGUGCAAAGCUCAUGUCUUGAGAUUCUGUUGUGGCCAUGGCAUCCUGAUGGGCUUUGAGCUCUGCUCCUUAGGACCAUGCGCUCUGCUCAAGACCACCGGAGUCAAGCUUCCACAACAACCCUAUAAAUGCUACAAUUGCCAGAACAAAAUCUCAAGCACACCUAUCAAGCCUGUUGGCCCUCGAGGAUCCUGCUCAUCAUCUGGAAGUUUAGAUUCCGAUUCAUCAGGCGGCUCCACCAUAACACCUCCAGCCUCCCCCAUAACCAGGAUCAAUUCAAGAGCUAUGGCACCGCUUCCGGGAGUCAUCAAGCAGCCGGCUGAAUGUGGCGAUCUAGCUCGCAAGUUUAGUCGAACACAGUCAUAUUCUCAGAAGACAUUUGCCUUUGCUUGUCAAUCCUCGUCGCACUACCCUACGCCUCACUACAUGAACCUACCCAGUUACUUACCUCACCAGCACCAUUCAUGCCCCCCAUGUCAACUGGAGGAAUUCAGGCACCAGGGGGAUGUCGAUGCUAUCAGAACAGCUCGCGCCCAGUUUCCUCACCUGACUACCGACAUGUUGGUCCGAAACGGCAGGGUCUGGGAGGACUGGCAACAUAAGCCUACCCUGGAGAGUUUCGUGGAGGAGAAGAGAGUCGAGGAGCGUCAGAUGUGGCUUCACGUGACAAGGAAAUGGGCUCAAGAUCUGAAAAGGACUCGGAUCCUGGUGUCUGAGGAAGAUGGCCUGGGUUUGCUGUGAUGAGUUUUUAUUUUAUGCAUUCCAGGCGUUUAUUUGACGAUGCCACGAAGAUACAUGGCGUUGGGGACUCGACAAGGGGAAACAUUGGCUUUGGGAAGCUUUCCUUCGUAUCUGAUACCCAAUGUCCCUCAGCGCGGCUUAGCGAGGAAGAGGGAUCAUUGGUAUUUCACUUCACCAGGCGAACUUCGUUGUGAUAACGUUGUUCUUGGGUCGCACGGUUCGAUCUAGGGCCGAAAAGCCUUCAUACAUAAUUCUUGCCUUGCUCUUCCCACCACGGAAUGGAGCGGAAUGUCGAUAUUACCUAUAGUAAAUCUUGCAAUGAUAUAGGUGAGCGCGAGUAAUGCGAGCCUACAGCAUUGAUGAUAGCCAAGAUCGUUGCUCUAGCAGCCUAUCUAUCUGGGUGCUGGUUGUAACUACCUUCUCCAAGACUUUUAUCCUAUUAUCAGUCGCGACUUGACGCUCGAGAAGGGCAAGUAACCACGAGGCUAGCCUCCCAGCCCUCGG
Exophiala mesophila is the source of this 2232-nucleotide messenger RNA. RefSeq lists its product as uncharacterized. The record is from RefSeq and is a predicted model, not a curated record. NCBI's taxonomy places the organism in Eukaryota, Fungi, Ascomycota, Eurotiomycetes, Chaetothyriales, Herpotrichiellaceae. Bases 988 to 1728 code for a protein of 246 amino acids. The transcript has a single exon.